Molecule: messenger RNA, 1050 nt
Organism: Colletotrichum higginsianum IMI 349063
Lineage: Eukaryota; Fungi; Ascomycota; Sordariomycetes; Glomerellales; Glomerellaceae
Product: NAD dependent epimerase/dehydratase
Exons: 4
Coding region: 1-1050 (349 amino acids)
Source: RefSeq, a predicted model, not a curated record
AUGGCAGAUAGACUCUUGUACACCGGUGCCACCGGCUUUGUAGGCGGCACCGUCCUGUCCCAGCUGCUCAACACCUCCAACCCGCAGAUCAAGGGCUUGUCCAUCACGGCGCUGGUCCGCAAGCAGGAGCAGGCGGACCUGCUGAAGCAAAAGGGCGUCGACGCCGUCGUCUUCCGGGGGCUGGACGACUCCGAGUUCCUGAGAAAGACGGCGAGCGAGUAUGACUACGUGAUCCACACGCCCACCGGCUUCCACACCGCCUCGGCGGUCGCUCUCAUCGAGGGGCUCGCGGAACGCAAGAGGCAGACGGGCAGGGACGUCUACUUCAUCCACACAUCCGGAACGUCUAACCUCGCAGAGAGAGCCAUCACCAAGGAGACGACGCCGGGCCCGGUCCACGAGUGGUCCGACAAGGAAGACGUCUUCGAGUUCGAGGAGCGGAAGGAGGCGGAAGAGGCCUACGGCCAGCGCACGACGGACGUCGCCGUCGUGAAGACGGGCGAGCGCACCGGCGUCAAGACGUACAUCAUGAUGCCGCCGACCAUCUACGGCCGCGGGACGGGCUUCUUCAACCAGGGGUCUAUGCAGAUCCCGAGCGUCAUCCGGGCGGCCGUCAAAGCCGGGGUGCCCGCGUACGUGGGCGACGGCACGGCGCGCCUGGGCCACGUCCACGUCACGGACCUCGCCCUGCUGUACGAGCUCGUCUUCGGCAAGGUCCUGGCCGGCGAGGAGAUCCCCUCGGGCCGGAGGGGCAUCUACUUCUCCAACACGGGCAGCCACAACUGGCGGGACAUCGCGGGACACGUCGGCAGGGCCGGCGUCGCUCUCGGCGCGCUGAAGGCGGCCGAGCCGAGGUCCGUGUCGCUGGACGAGGUUGCCGCGAAGUGGCUGAAGGCGCCGCCGCAGGUUGCCGAGAUGAAUUACGCGGCAAACUCUGCCACCAAGCCCGUUCUCGCAACCGAGCUCGGGUGGAAGCCCAGGAAGACGGAAAAGGACUGGGAGGAGUCGUUCCUCGAGGCGUUCCAGAUGGUGCUAGACGAGCAAAAGUAG